UUGCCUGUUGAAUCAAAGGAACCACGUAUGCUCAUGGUUUUCUGCAAAUCUCACUCACUCUUGCGAGCUCAAAAUAAAACAGAGUCUUCAAAGUCUCGUCUUCUUCCAAAUAGAGAGAGAGAGAGAGUAAUGGCCAAGAUUGAUCGAAUUGGGGUGCUAGUACUUUCUGCUUUGAUUGUAUUCACAUGGGUUCCGAUUUAUCAAUGUGCUAAGAAACCAGUUGGGGCUGCGAGGAAAGAGGACAUACCCUAUAUAAAGUGUCAGGUCUGCGAAAAGCUCGCUCAUCAAUUGUAUCAACAAGUCCAAGAUAAACAAGCCCAGAUCUCGCCAAAGAAGAUAUCAGAGUAUGAAAUCAUCGAAAUAUCAGAGAAUGUGUGUAAUUUAAAGAAGCAGGAAGCAGAUUGGGUUCUUAAAAUUGAUAUAGUGGAACAAGGAGAUAAAUUGGAGCUUGUUGAACAUGAAUCUGAAGGACAAUGCAAUUCAAAAUGCAAAACAAUUGAGCGCGCUUGUCAAGAGGUCAUGGGUUACUCUGAUACUGAUGUCGCUGAAUAUUUAUACAAAAAUAAGCCACAGAUUGAGUCGUUGACGCAUUUGCUUUGCAAUAAGCUUAGUAAAGCAUGCACUACCAAGCCACCACCAGUUCCUAAGGAUCGAACUCCAGGAGAACCCUUUGUACCGAAAUCAUCAAAAGAGGCUGAAAUGGAAAAGUUAAUGAAAUCCAUGGAGGGAAUGCCAGGAGCGCCCGGAAUGAAAAUGUAUUCAAGGGAAGAUUUGAUGAACAACAUGGGUAACUUCGGUAAUGAAGAUGCAGAUGAAGAAGAUGACGAUGAUGAGGCAGAUUUCCCCUCAAAAUUGGGGAAUGUGCUGAAAGAGCGAGAGAGAGCGAGAUCAAAGAGCGAUUGGAAACAAAUAAUCACAAAGAAAGUUGUGGACACUGGAGAAGCGCUGAAGAAACAUGCAAACAAGGUCACUGAUCGGAUACAGAAAUGGUGGAAGGGGAAAAAGGCAAGUAUGAAGAAGAAGAAUUCGAAGUCCAGCAAACCAGAGCUUUAGAGUUGACACUUUUGUAAGAAGAGAGAGGACAAUUUUAGUUUCUCAUAGGAUAACUUAGUUUCUACGAGGCAUUACAAGGCACGCACCAAAAAACCUCACACUUGAAUAUCCAUAUCAAAAUGAUAUGAAACCAAAUCGGAUUUUCUGGUUCCCUGGUGGCCGGUGGGUGUUUAAUCAGCUCUGGGAAAUUUUGUCAACCAAGUCUUUUGUUCUGUCUUUCUCAGAUGAAUUUGGACUGUUAUCACUGAUGUUAUUUUCGCUUAUAAUGGAUUGGAUCUUCCUCUAAGUAACACAAAGAAAUGUCACUUUUGCCUGAGUUUAUUUUACAAGAAAGUGAAGGGGAAGGAUAAAAAAGUCCUUGUUUUGUGCAUGUUUUUUAAGUUAUACUAACAUAAAACCCGUGCUAUCAGGCUAUAGAGAUUCCAAGUAUACCCGGUUAUGUACAACCUAAUGAAAUUUGCAACCCAGAAGCAAACACCACAUUCAGCUGGAUCUUAUUGUAGGACACCUCCUUGAUGCAGAAUCAAAUUCCAAGUUUACAGAUGCAUCAGCCGUCGGGCGAUUUUUCCCAGUCUCAAAAAAAAAAAAAAGAGUUUACAGAUGCAUCUAAAAUCGAUGUGACAACCUUUGGGAUCUAACGCUAAAUACCCCUAUUUGUGAAGUUGUUUUGAAUUUCACCAUAAACAUUUUACAUGCUUUUCAUCUAUCCAAACACGAAAAAACAUAAUUAAAUAUAGCAAACCUCAAUGAGUUGGCCUGAUGUUUUAGACCUGAGACUUAGAAAUUUGCUCCCGCCUGAGAUCUCAGGUUUAUUCUUCUUGUUAGCAACUUUUGGGGUUACCUCACUUAUAAGCGUGUGGAAAGACUGUGGGAGGAGCUGUAACAAUCGGUCUGUGGUGCACGCAAGCUAGCCCGAGACAACCUGGACUAUAAAAAAAAUAAAAAUUUAAAUAUAGCAGGCCACAGUACAUAAGACAUACGUACAACACCUCAAAGAGAUGAGACGUUGUUAGUCCCUCCACGGUUAAUUUGACAGGGUUUGCCAAUGUUAUUAAACUUAAAAGUAUAGGGUUUACACUGAUAAAUAAAAACAUACAAGGCUUAGUUUGUGUCACGGAUAAAACGUUAAGGGUAUUUAUGCAAUUUUCUGAAGACUAUAGAGGGGAAUAUAUAUUUAUCUGCCUCUAACUCUGCCCUAAAACUCUAAUCGAUCAACCAACCCAAAAUCUCAAAUCGAACAAAGCCCGGCUACACCAUAAGAUCAGAUUGGGGCAGUGAUGGCGGCAAGAUUGCAGCAAUUACAGUCCAAGGCAUGUCAAGCGUCGCAGUUUGUGGGGAAGCAUGGAUCUACGUACUACAAACAGUUGCUGGAGCAGAACAAACAGUACAUUCAGGAGCCACCUACCGUGGAGAAAUGCAACCUGUUGUCUAAGCAGUUGUUCUACACUCGACUCGCUAGGUAAUUCCUUUUGUACUUCAAGUUAAGAGUCUUUUCCUUUCUUGGUUGUUUGUUGAGAGUUGAGGGGGUGUAAACCUACCCAGAUAUUUUAGGCGCUUAGAGAGUUGUAUAGGCUCUAUUUAUUGUCCGGUCUCUUUUCGGUAUUGUCAGAUUUUGGGCCAUUUUUUUUGUUUCUCUUUGAUUUGUACAGGAAUGGCGACCCUUUGAUGCCUUUCAAAAAAUAUUUUUACUUGUUAAAAAAAUUGAGGAUAUAUGUUCUUAGUUCUUGCAGAGUUGGUUUGUUGGACUUGUUUGCUGUUUGAGUUUUCUAUUUUUCAAGAAACUUAAAAAGAUAGGUUGUAUUUUAGGCAGGAAGGUAGGAGGUAUUGAUGUUUGGAUGUCAAAUGUCACAUUUAGCUGCCUGAUUGAUCGAAAAGCUUUGCGUUAUGUUACUUGUGUCCAUUUAAAUGCCUUUCCUUGUAAUUCUAAGUUAUUAUCGCUAGCUUUGUUGGCAUUCUCUAAAAGCAUUACUUAUGUUCCCGCUCAUCGUAGAAGUCCCACAAGGGUUGUAUCUGGUCCUUGAAAGAUUACAUUGUGGUUGAAGAAUUGUGAAGGUGGGAGAGGCCUAGGUGAUUGGCUCUUGCCUAAAACCAAUGGUACAGAGAGAGUUUGUUAAUUAGUAUCUUUAAUUCUUGAUCAUUAGGCAUUAGCUAUUGCUUAAUUCUAUAUCUGGAGAGCAAACACGUCAAGAGUGUUUUUGAGCUGGUUGCAUCUGGCAAAAAGUUGAGUUGAUUUGACCUUAUGACCUGUAACAACUUGUUUCUCAGGUUUGGCUACUAGAUGUUUAUGGUUUUCUAGCGCUAGGGAUCGCUGAUGUGUCUGAUACUUGAGCAUGCAAUUUAACUUUAUUUGUGUAAAUAAAAUUCAAGAGGUUCGACUCCUUGAUGCUUAGCACUACUCUAGGCCUGGACGUGGUUGCUUCUAUUAAAUAUAUGCAUGGAUUUUGCUGAGGUUUCCAUAAGCUAUAGAAAUUGUCGAUUGUUGGGUCUACCUUUGGGGAUUGGGUUUUCUAAGGUUAUUUGAGGGAGGGGCAUACUUGAGGGUGGGAUGCUGCUUCAUGUUGAGAUUUGUAUUUAAUACUGGGUGAAUUUUAGGUAUCUAGAAACAGAAGGGGUAUGAAGUAUGCUGCUUACCCUAGAGUGUAAUAUUUUGAGCGGAGAUUUAUGUACUUCAGAUGCGAUGACUUAGUUAGGAUAUAGAAAGUCAUAAGAUAGUUUGGUGUAAGUAAGAAUUAUAUGACAUGUGAUCUUUUAAUUUUGGCCAAGUAAUCCCUGCGGGUGGAUGGACGAGAACAGAGGAAAGGAUUGGAAUUCAUUGAAAAUCAAAGGUAGAUUUGAAAACAAAAAUAAAAAGUUAGGAACAAAGCGCACAAGAAUUGUUUCUAGCUGCAUUUCACGAAAAAGAAACUGAUAGCUGGGAAUCGUUCAAUUGCUUUUAAUAUCAUUUCCUUUCUAUUCUUUGAGCCGAAAAUUAUGUUACCUGUAAGAACUCUAGUAACUUUCCCCCAUCACAAUACUUUGCACUACAAUUGAAUGCCUGUACAUUUUACGUCUGAAAGUUAAUCUUCUCAUGCAAUGAAUGGUGUGCCUUUGCCAUGCUUGCAUGUGUGUUGCUCCUUAAUCCACUAUAUAUCUCUAACUUGGUUACUCCUAACAGUAUUCCUGGUCGAACGGAGACAUUCUGGAAGGAACUUGAUUUCGUCAAGAAUGCAUGGAAGAACAGGAAAGAUCUGAAGGUUGAGGAUGCUGGCAUUGCUGCUCUGUUUGGGCUGGAGUGCUUUGCAUGGUUUUGCGCUGGUGAGAUUGUUGGAAGGGGAUUUACAUUCACUGGUUACUAUCCAUGAGAAGAACCACCACAUGGGCAGAAGUGCUGGGGAGAUCGAUAUUUCAUAUUUGUAUGGUUUCUUUCAAACAUUUAGGGUGAUUUAAAUCACUGGUUCUCUACAUGAAAGAUUGAGUUUUCCCGAUUUUUUGAAAGUUGAGGAAUCAAUACUAAGGUCGGUCUGGUCAAUAAUCCUCAAAAUCGGAAAUGAGUGAACUGUGUAGUCAUUCUAUCUUGAAGCUACUGCUACUUGUGAUUGUCAGAGUUCUGAUCCAGGUUUCUAUCUGCUUUUACACAAUCUUUUGCUUAUUCUCUAAA
This is a messenger RNA of Rhododendron vialii, 4690 nucleotides long. RefSeq lists its product as uncharacterized. The transcript has 8 exons. Lineage: Eukaryota; Viridiplantae; Streptophyta; Magnoliopsida; Ericales; Ericaceae. The record is from RefSeq and is a predicted model, not a curated record. Bases 28 to 1053 code for a protein of 341 amino acids.